Nymphalis io (European peacock) is the source of this 2101-nucleotide messenger RNA. Its product is annotated as secretory phospholipase A2 receptor-like. The transcript is spliced from 5 exons. Bases 100 to 1008 code for a protein of 302 amino acids. Lineage: Eukaryota; Metazoa; Arthropoda; Insecta; Lepidoptera; Nymphalidae. The record is from RefSeq and is a predicted model, not a curated record.
GAUAAAAUUGAACAUACCAUGCCGUAAAAAGUAAAUUCAAUGUUAUAUAUUGUGCCAUGUUAAUAUUUACAUUUGUGUUUUUUUAUCUAAUAUAUAUGCAUGAAACAAGUGGUGAGAGGCAAAACACAAAAAUUUCGAAUGGAUUAUAUGUGGGCGCACUCCUACAAAACCUUCUAUAGAUUGCAUGACUUGGCCACCAAUUGGCAAGAAGCCCGACAAAUGUGCGAAGCGGAAGGCACAACAUUACUCAUCCCCGAUACACUGGACGAAAUGGAAAACUUAAAACUACUGAUGAGUAACAUGAAAGCACACUAUACAGCCAUAUUCGUCGGAAUUCACGAUAAAUUUUCUUUUGGCAAUUACGUCACUGUUAGGGGAGAACCAAUAGCUGGCACGAUCUUGGAGUUACUUUGGGCUGAAGGACGACCAGAUAAUGUCAACGGUACAGAGCAUUGCGUUGUUAUGACAAGGGAAGGUUUAUUUGAUGAUCGUCCAUGUUCCGACAUAUAUCCUUUUGUUUGCAAAAUAUUAGGAAAUGAGACAAAAUAUAAUGACGUAUGCGAUAAUUUUGAUACAGGAUACGCUCCUCAUCAAGCGAUAAAUGGUAAAUGUUACAAGUUUCACUACGAACCAUUGUCUUGGCAUGACGCCUAUUUGGCCUGUAAAUUGGAAGAAGGACGUCUAGCUAUAAUCAACUCACCUAAAGAAGCGAAUAUAAUCGUCGGCUUUCUAGGCGAACAUUUAAACAGUAACAUUCCAGAUCCAAACAUUUUGUACAUUGGUUUCAGUGAUCUAAUGUUCCCAUAUCAAUAUAGAACUAUUGCAGGUCAAACCCUUGACGACGCUGGCUACGCAUCAUGGAGUCCUAUGAAAGAGGACUACAAGAAAACAAAACUAAAACGUUGUGGAGCAAUUUCUAGAACUGGUUUCCUUAAAAUUACAUAUUGUGAUAGCCCGGCAAUGUUCCUUUGUGAAAAAAUUCUUAACACAACUGCGAAUUUGUUAUAAAAUCAAAGUCCAUCAGGCAUUAAAGUGAAGUAUGUCAAUAAAGACAAGACAAGUACGUAAAUUUAAAAAAAGGGGAAAAAAAUGGUAAGCCCGUCAAGAUAGGUAUCAACUACUUGCCCCUAUUCUACCACUUUGGAGCACUACAUAGUACAGUUGUGUUCUGUUUUAAACUGUGAGUGAGCCAGUGUGCCUAAUUAAAGGCACAAGGGACAUACUUCUUAGUUCCACGAUGACAAUAUAAGGAUUGGUUAAUAUAUCUCUUAAAGCACAUCCGAAUCCCACAUAACCCUGUUCCUCCCCCCCAUGGGAGCUAGGUACCUUUCGGAAGGUUUCCACUGCGUGAAAAAAAAAUGGUUAAUAUAUCUCUUAAAGCACUAAUCUCUGUCAGUGGUGGUGACCACUUAUCACCAGGGGGCCCAUUUUCCAGACCACCUGUAUAUUAUAUUUUUUUAUAAAAAUAAUGUUAAGUAUACUUAAGGUAAAAUUAAAAAAUAGCAUUUAAUUUAUAAAAAAGCAACCAAGGAGCAUUAAUCGAGUGAGCAUCCGUUAAUUGAGAUUAAAAUGUGUUUGUGUGCGUACGUAUUUGUGUGUUGUGUAAUAAGUACAAAUCUAUUUAUGUAAUAAUGACAUAUAAUAUAAAUUGAUAUGGACGCUGUGACAUAAGAGCCUACAUUAGUGGUACUUAAUGUCACUCGUCAUGACCUCUCAUUGAAUGCAGUGUACACGACAGGCAUCUGACGUUUGACGAUAAUAUGCCUGCACUAUACAUUUAAAAGCAGUGGUGCGCGCGACUCGAUGAAUUGCGACUUUGUGGAUUACAACCACUGUUUGAAAGGAGUUAAUAAGCGUGAAAUUCUCGUAUUGUUUGAUUUUACGUUUUAAUUUAAAAAACCAAUUAUUAAUAUUUGUUGAUUUUAUUGAUGUGAAACAUCUAUUGGCGCGCCUGGACGUAAAACACAUGACGCCAAACGGUAUGACGAAUUUGUCUUCCAUCAUGACUUCACUCCGUGGUCGUUUUCUACACAAUUGUGUGUACUAUAUAACUCGGUACAAUAUAUUAAUAUUAUAAUAAAAAAUAUAUACAUUUUAGUAA